Haliotis rufescens (red abalone) is the source of this 1946-nucleotide messenger RNA. Its product is annotated as protein draper-like. NCBI's taxonomy places the organism in Eukaryota, Metazoa, Mollusca, Gastropoda, Lepetellida, Haliotidae. Gene Ontology annotation, molecular function: scavenger receptor activity. Gene Ontology annotation, cellular component: membrane. Bases 199 to 1269 code for a protein of 356 amino acids. Gene Ontology annotation, biological process: cell communication. The record is from RefSeq and is a predicted model, not a curated record. The transcript has 5 exons.
GGUUUUCAGGUAUAACGUUCCGUGUAUGAACAGGUGGGAUUCAGGAUUGCCCGGAUCUUUGGACGGUCUAAUCCUUCUUUGAUGAGCGAAUGAAGAAACAAAACUAACCAGCAGCUGGGUUUAAGGUAUAAGGUUCCAGGUGCGGACAAGUCACAUAGAGGAAGACACGUUUGAUGCAGGCACCUUCAGAAGUGAACGAUGAAAACGAUGAAAACGAAUCUGUUCCUAUUGUUAGUUUUCAUAUGCCCUUCGUCUGCUGAUUCCAACUGUCUGUGGGCCACGGAAGAAACACCGUGCCCUGAAUGUGUGCUGGGAUGGUAUGAAAGCAGCUGUGACAAGAGGUGUAUUGGUUUCUGUGACAACGGUGGCUGUCACAGAGAUUCAGGACAAUGUCUGCAGUGCCAGGGUGGCUACUUUACCUCCACCUGUACAACAAAGUGUCCCUUACAAUGCAGGGAGAACGAUGACGGGCAUGCAUACUGUAACCGAACGACGGGACAUUGUUUACAAAAUUGUAAAGAUGGUUGGUGGGGAGACAGGUGUGAGCGAGCCUGCAGUGAAGGGUGUGUCGGCAACUCCUGCUUCUCCUGGGAUGGGUAUUGUAACAAUGGCUGCCUCCAGGGUUGGACUGGUGACGAUUGUGGCACAAGGUGUCCAAGCGGCUGCCAUCAAAACGCUUGCGAGCGAGCUAAAAGAGGUAGAUGUACCCAAGGAUGUCGCUUUGGCUUCCAUGGCCAUCACUGUGAUCAACCCUGUGAUAGUCGCUGCAGGGAGCAGGACUGUGUUUACGAUCACCAAAUAAGGUCUGCAAUCUGUAGACAAGGCUGUGUGGACAGAUGGAUGUCUCCUGACUGUCAAAGGAAGUGUUCUCGCAACUGUAAAGCAUGUCUGCAAGAGUCUCGAAAUUGUUCUCGAUGUUCGCAAGGCUAUUGGGGAGUUGCCUGCGCCAGAGUCUGUAGUUCCACGUGUUCUAACCGGACAUGUGAUAUGGAUGGAAAGUGCUUUGCAUGUGAACCUGGUUACUUUGGCAACACUUGUGAACGCCAUUGUGGGACUGAUUGUGGCAGGUGCGACAUGACGAAUAAAGACGGGCGAUGUGAUGACGUUUGUGUCACACUUUGUUCAAACAAUACAAAUGGACUUCCCAGCCAUGGUUAUGCUGUACAUACAGAUGAGAGGAAUACAUCAGACCGUUGUGGAGAUGGAUUCCUGCAGCUUCCUGUCACACUUCUCCUCAUGAACCUGUCAUUCCAUUUAUUAUGUAGAUGAAAUAGUACCACACCAUCCUUUGUUUGGGAUCAGAUUACGACAUAUAACAGCAGCUCAUAUUGAACUAGAUAUUAUUGCACCCCACCAAUAACUGUUUACGCCUCCUUUGCAAUUAGUCAAACUACAAGUAGAUAUUACACUUACUAACUUUAAAGAAUCUGAUCCAAACCAAUUAAUCAGCAGGAAUAUGUCCUGUUAUGCUCUAAACAUAAUUCGCACCAUCCAUCUUCACAGAUGGAUCCAAGGAUGGCGCCAAAGUUGCAAGCGCCACCAUAAUUGGUUCAAAAAAUAUUUCUUCACGAUUAUCAGAUACGGCUACAUAUUUACUGCUGACGCUGAGGCUAUUCAAACAACCUUGACAUAUAUUCAGAAACAAACUGCAUGUUAACUCUUCAUCAUUUUCUCUGAUUCUUUAUAAUGCCUUCAGGCACUUAGGAAUGUCAACCCGAAUCGUCCGUUAAGAUCACUUUUCACCCUGGAUUCUCAUCCUCUGUUAUCUCGAAAGCUUGACCGCUAUCGCUGCUGGGUGAAUCUGAUAUAAUAUUAUCACUUUUAGCUAUUGGGAUUGUUUUUGUGUUUCAUACUGCCCACUUAUAUUAUAUUAUGAUUAUUGUACUUCCCGUAUGUUGUGUAAUGCCAUUGUAAUUAAUGUGCAGUAAUUUGUAUUGAUUUGUAAA